AUGCUGUAUUAUUUGUUCUUCGCCCCUGUAUUCAGGGGUGGAACAUUUGUCUUCUCUUUCCAUAUUUCUCCAAUCUAUCCUCAUGAGGCUCCAAAGGUUAAAUGCAAGACAAAGGUUUACCACCCCAAUAUUGACUUAGAAGGAAAUGUGCGUCUCAACAUUCUUCGAGAAGACUGGAAACCCGUGCUCAACAUCAACACAAUAAUCUAUGGCUUAUAUCAUCUGUUCACGGAACCCAAUCACGAUGAUCCCCUAAAUCUAGUUGCGGCUGCUGUGUUGAGAGACAACCCGAAGCUGUUCGAAUCCAAUGUGAGAAGGGCAAUGUCUGGAGGAUAUGUAGGGCAAACAUUCUUCCAAAGCUGCCUAUAGCAUAUCUUGAGCGCAGAAUCAAUUAGUUCAUGACGCCGAUUCUGCAAGUUGUGAGCGCUGGAAGUCUGUAAAAUUCAAUGCGCUGGAAGUGUGCAAAUGCGCUUAAAUUUAUGUGAAUUAAACAUGCAGAAAUAUAGUUUUGAC
Messenger RNA from Nicotiana tabacum (common tobacco), 513 nucleotides. Lineage: Eukaryota; Viridiplantae; Streptophyta; Magnoliopsida; Solanales; Solanaceae. The record is from RefSeq and is a predicted model, not a curated record.